Messenger RNA from Dromaius novaehollandiae (emu), 4301 nucleotides. It is a transcript of the gene GPER1, whose product is annotated as G protein-coupled estrogen receptor 1. Gene Ontology annotation, cellular component: membrane; Golgi apparatus. Gene Ontology annotation, molecular function: G protein-coupled receptor activity; nuclear estrogen receptor activity. NCBI's taxonomy places the organism in Eukaryota, Metazoa, Chordata, Aves, Casuariiformes, Dromaiidae. The coding region runs from base 733 to 1806 and encodes 357 amino acids. The transcript has 3 exons. The record is from RefSeq and is a predicted model, not a curated record. Gene Ontology annotation, biological process: G protein-coupled receptor signaling pathway; cellular response to estradiol stimulus; nuclear receptor-mediated steroid hormone signaling pathway.
CAUGCAAGACUGAGGCUCCACAUCCUCUGCAAAAUAAGCUUAUUUAACACAUGUCGUUUUGAGACGAACAAUUCUAAGAAGUGUCAAGAUGAGGAUGUAUACCUGAAAAAUUAAAUACGAGCAGGCAAAAUGGGAGCGACUUGAAGGUGGCAUUCAUUGCAGCUUCGCACACCUAAAUACAAGUUUUUACUGACACUACAGUUGAAGUCGACACAUCCAUUUAAGUGUGUCACUGAACAAGAAUCAGCCCUUCCGGCAUCUGGAAGAAAAUCAGCUCUGGAGAAAUGGAAUUAAGGUCCAAGGAUGAACAUUCAUUGUUAAAAGAAAACAAAUGGAGCUAAAAUUCUACUACCUUCCAACCUGUAAGAGGAAACACUAUCGAUGCUGACUGAUAAAAAGGUUUUAUUAUAGAAAUGCAAGUAUCAUUAUGGUAAAAAGAUUUUUACACGAUCUUAAGGCAUACAGGAACUUAAAAUUCUCUCAUUUGCAAUGUAUAUAGUGUCCUAUAAAAAAAGUUUAAAAAAAAAUUACUUCUCGUACUGUUACAUUGCAGUCAAUUUCAAACUAAAUUAACUUGGAUUCCAACAAAUUUUAAAUUUCCUCUACAAAGAGUAAAUCUUUUUCCAUUUAAAAUGAUUACUAUGAACUUCUUUGGAAACAUCAAAAAUCUAACUUUUUUGGCAUCACUACCAAACUGUGACUACUGAUAUCUUUUCUGCAGAUAUUUGAACCAUGGAAACUUACUCAGCCUCGAUAUCACCUGUUAUAUGUAACAGCACAACUUUUAACCUAAAUGGAUCACAUUUGUGUAAUGAAAGUAUAUCUUCUAGACUGGCUGAUAAAUCAGAACACCAACAAUAUGUUAUUGGACUGUUCUUGUCAUGCCUUUAUACAAUAUUCCUUUUUCCUAUUGGUUUUGUAGGAAACAUUCUGAUACUGGUUGUAAACAUAAGCUUUCGUGAAAAAAUGACUAUUCCAGACCUUUACUUUGUAAAUCUUGCAGUAGCUGAUCUCAUUUUAGUUGCUGAUUCCCUCAUUGAGGUUUUUAAUCUUGAUGAGAAGUAUUAUGAUAUCACUAUUAUUUGUACCUUUAUGUCUUUGUUUCUUCAGAUCAACAUGUAUAGCAGCAUUUUCUUUCUGACUUGGAUGAGCUUUGACAGAUACAUAGCACUGGCAAAAGUAAUGAGGUCCAACAUAUUUCGCACUAUGCAACACGCUAGAUUAAGCUGUGGUCUCAUAUGGAUGGCGUCUAUUUCUGCAGCACUAGUUCCAUUUACAGCCGUGCAUUUGCAACACACUGGAGAGGUCCAUUUUUGUUUUGCAGAUGUAAAAGAAAUUCAGUGGCUAGAAAUAACCUUGGGGUUUAUCAUUCCCUUUGUGAUCAUCGGUCUUUGUUACUCAUUAAUUGUUCGAGUUCUUGUAAAAGCACACAAACAUAGGAGUCUUCGUCUGCGGCGACAAAAGGCUCUUCGAAUGAUUUUUGUUGUUGUCUUGGUUUUCUUUAUCUGCUGGUUACCUGAAAACGUCUUCAUUAGUGUUCAGCUUCUUCAAAAGAAAAGCGAACCUGUCUCUUCAAGCAGCCCAUCUUUCAGACAUGAUUAUCCUUUAACAGGACAUAUUGUGAACCUAGCAGCUUUUUCUAAUAGCUGUUUGAACCCCUUAAUUUACAGUUUUCUAGGUGAAACCUUCAGAGACAAACUGCGACUGUAUAUUGAACAGAAAACUAAAAUGUCAACGUUAAAUCGCUUUUGUCAGGCUGCGUUAACGUCUGUCAUUCCUGACAGUAAUGAGCAAUCGGAAGUCUGACUUAGUACUGGUCGUAUAAAACAUAUGACUGAAAUUGUGCAAACAACGAACAAAACGCUUGCUACUAACAGAAAAAUGUGUGUUUGUGUGUAUAUAUUAUAUUGCCCUUCUGAGUAUUGAAGAUUUAUAUUCCAAAUGUUUUUAUGACAAGACUUUAAUGUAGAAGAAUACGUUUUAGUCAUAUUUGUAUUUAAUUAUGAGCAGGAUUAUUAAAAGCUGAGCACUGAUGGAGCUUUAUUUUGUAUUAUACAUGUAUGAAUGAUAACAUAGCAGAAAAUUUCAUCAGGUUAGGAAGACUCUGGAUAUAAUUUGAUUAUCAGAGAUGCUACUUUGCUGCCAUAUAAGGUACUUCCACUUAAAUAAUGAAGCUGCCAUGAUAGUGGAAAAAAAUUAUUACAAUGUAUUGAUGUGGAAAUGCAGAAAACAUUGAUUUUUCAUCCAAAUAUGUUAAGUUAAAUGACUUUGCUUAGAAGAACUCUGCAGUACAUUCUAUUCUAGCACGUCUUCUACAAUUAACUUUUUUUUAAAUCUUAAUAUAAUAUAGAAUGAUGGUGAGCUUUCUCCUCAUAAAUGUAAUCUACCAGUGCAUCAGCGCUUGAUCAAAACUGAAAUCAUCAUCUAUAAGUUCUUUGAGGUGAGCAAUAUAGUUAACAGAAGCAAAAUCUAAUACUUCAUUUUGUUUUUUAAGGAUUGCCCAAGACAAUCUUUCCCAGGAUGGACAUAAUUGGGCUUUUUGGUAAAAAUGCAAGUGCUCAUACAUGUACAUUCACAUCAGCCUUCAUAUUUAAAUGAAAGUACAUGAGAUAUCUUUACAUUUAGCAUGUCUAUUUUGAUUGCCAGAAUAAAAUACUGUGGCUUUAAAAGAAAUCACCUUCUGCAUAAGACAGUAUAAGAAUUGCUUAUGAAAAUGUCAGAAGUGUCAAUUUGGGGGAUGAAAGAACUUCUGUAAAGGGGAAUGUGAUUAGCUGCCAGAUUUGCACUUUGCACACUAUCCAUCCCACCUCCCCAAACCACUGGAUUUUCAAGAUUUUAGAUGCCUGUUGAUUGCUUUGUUCAUUUUGAAAGACAAGUUAUACUAAGAAAACAGAUUUUAGCACUAUGUAUUUGAGAAUAAUAGUUUCCAAUUUCUACUAGAAAAUAAUAGGGUUUUAAAUCUGAAUGAUGUUUAGCACAGGCCACUGCUGAACUUGUCCAGUGGAUACUAGAUAGAUCCAGGGAUCAGUGUGUAAGACGAUUAAAAUACCACUUACUGUAUCUCUGAAAUGCACAAACUAAUUUCACCUCUGUGUUCACUGAGUUAAUCAUCAGAUCUCUGCACAAUAAGAUGCUUUGUCCUAUUUUCAAAUGUCAUAUAUGGAUUAAUCAAUACAUGAAAGGAUUUUUAAAGGAUUUUUAAAACACAGACACUUAAAAGAAUUAAUGAAGUUGCUAUGCAAUAAAGAAAACAAUGAAAACGGUGAUUCCACUCAUUUCCCAUGAAAUACUUCAAGUUUCUGAGUGGAAACUUUAGCCACAAGAGAAGUGACCAACAAACAGAAAGGCCACAAGAUAACGGGUGAAUUUGAAAUAAAUAUCUAGAUAUUCCUGAAGCUGACAGAAACAAGAGCCAUAGGGUGGAGUUUGCUGCAAGUACUGAUUAUUUGCAAGUGACCAUUAAUCACAAUCCAAGAAAAGAUUUCAUUUAGUCACAUCUCUCCUGUAAAAAACUGAGUAUGUCUUCUCUCAAGAAAGAUGUAAGGAUUACUUUCACUGUGUAGGACACAUUGAUAAACUAUUCUGCUACAAUACAUGUAGCCUUUUUCCCCCUCAUUAUUUUCAUAUUUGGAAUUAACCACAACUACUCACAUGCUAUCAACUGCCAGUGUACAUUAAUUUCACCUUGAAAUAUUGGUAUUUCAGCCAACACAGAAUUGAAGGAAUGGGUGAUCCUUUCAGUGAUGCGAUUCCAUGAAAUAAGAGAUUUUCUGAGCGUACAAAUAUACUUGCCUGUACAAUCUUGACACUUGCCAUGAAUAAAGUAACUUAUUUAGGGGUCACAGGAAUACAAUUUCCCAAUUUUAGUUGUUGCCCACUUUGUUUUUAUAGGAGUAAACUCUUCCCACCUGCUUCAAAUAUAAAAAUAUUUUUUUGAGCAAAAGUAUGUUGGAAGAAUGUCAUUUCAUCACCAUUAUAUAGGUAACAAAUCAAGAAAGUGCCUAUGUUCAGAAACUGAACAUAAUAACCACAUAUUAAUAGCACAUAUCUGCUCACACAUUAUUUCAUAGUACUGUUUCUACAGUAUCAUAUUCAGUAAUAUCCUGGUAUCACAGUGAAACCUAGGAAAGAUCAGAUUACUAUAAUACGAAGAACGCAAUAUUUAACUACUCAAUUUGAAACAACCUAUUACAAAUUUAAAACAAAACUACAAAUAUGAGCUAUUUGAUGAGUUUCCUACUGCUAAUAUUUUGGUUUUAUAUCUAAGUACAGGCUUAUGAACUGUAGCUCAAAUAAUUAAA